Messenger RNA from Thamnophis elegans (Western terrestrial garter snake), 3994 nucleotides. RefSeq names its product toll like receptor 2 (gene TLR2). The transcript is spliced from 2 exons. Bases 280 to 2601 code for a protein of 773 amino acids. Gene Ontology annotation, molecular function: triacyl lipopeptide binding; protein binding; transmembrane signaling receptor activity. Gene Ontology annotation, cellular component: membrane. The record is from RefSeq and is a predicted model, not a curated record. Gene Ontology annotation, biological process: toll-like receptor signaling pathway; inflammatory response; immune response. NCBI's taxonomy places the organism in Eukaryota, Metazoa, Chordata, Lepidosauria, Squamata, Natricidae.
CGGGAGGAGAGAGGGGAGGGGGGGCUUUCGGCGACUGAGUACCAACGCCAGAGGCGUGUCUUUGCUUCGCUCUUCCUUUUAACGCUUCGUUUUUUUUUCUUAAACGAUUAAACCUCCGUUUAGGAAGCGCUCCCAAGCAAGCACUUCGGCGUAUAGAAUGCCCUUCGUGGGAGUUUUAAGUAAGGAGGCGUAGUAAGUGCUUUUAUUUUUCAUUUUGUGUUUUGUGCCUUUCCAUGGGGAGCAAUUGGGAUUUAACAAGCAAGGAGGCGUAAUACUCUCAUGAUGUUGCCAAUUUGGAGCCUUUGGCUGAUCUCAAUUGCUGGAGCUAAAAGUCUUUCUGAUGAAAAGAACACCCCAUUUUGUGACGUUGCUGAUUGCAAUUUUCACGGGAAGAGUCUGCACGCUGUUCCGCUGGGCCUAUCAGAUGCUGUCUUGGGACUGGACCUGGCCUUCAAUAGUAUUGUGCAUAUCCGAGAUGUUGACCUAAAGUUUGCCGUCAAUCUUAGAACACUUUCGCUUCAAUCCAAUUUAAUUCAGACAAUUGAUGAGCAUGCCUUUGACUUCCUUGGAAAGCUGGAGCAUUUGGAUUUAUCAUGGAAUAACCUGACCUAUUUGUCACCCUCUUGGUUCAGAAAGCUUUCUUCUUUACAAAAAUUAAACCUAAAGGGGAAUUCCUACCCAAAUCUUGGGAAAUUUCCAUUAUUUUCUGGCUUACAAAAGCUGAGAUAUCUAUACUUGGGAAAUGAUCAAUUCUCUUCUUUACAGACAAAAGAUUUUGAAGGAAUUUCAGUUCUUGAAGAACUGGAGAUUGAAGGAAAGAAUCUUAAACAAUAUUCACCAGGAGCUCUACAGUCUCUUGAACGCAUAAAUCACAUUAUUUUGAAUGUUACUGUCAACUCCAUAUUGUAUCGGAUUUUAAUUGAUGUUCAAAAUUCAGCGGUGUUUCUUGAACUGAGACAUAUACACCUUUCACCCCUUAUCCCUUAUUUCAAAGAGAUUCCGAUGACUGUUCAAAAGCUUGGAUUUAGAGAUAGUGAUAUUUUAGAAAGUGAUGUUGUUUCUUUAAUUCCUGUGUUGUCUGGUAUGACCCAGUUACAAGAGUUAGAAAUUAUAGAUAGCAGAUUACAAGGUACUGGGCACUUUUUUAGUAGACAGAAAAUUUCUAGUAAUUUACGUAUAAUAACAAUUAGUAAUUUAACAAUAGAAUCAUUUUAUUUAUUUUCAGAUCUUUCAUCCGUAUGGUAUCUUGUAGAGAAUAUUACCAGUCUGACCAUUGAAAACACAAAAGUUUUUCUUGUGCCUUGCGAACUUGCAAAAAGGUUCCAUUCAGUACAGUAUCUUGAUUUCAAUAUGAAUUUGCUUCAGGAUUUGUUUUUUGAGCAUUCAUUUUGCCCAGGCAGUUGGCCUAAGCUACAGACUCUCAAUGUUAGUCAAAAUUCUUUGACAUAUCUUGAUAGGACGGCUCGAAGCGUGGCUCAUUUAGUCCAUCUUACUAACCUAGAUGUAAGUCAGAACAACUUGGAACGCAUGCCAGAAUCGUGCCAUUGGCCAAAAAGCUUGAAAUAUUUAAACAUAUCUGGCUGUAAAGUAGAGAAACUUACAGGUUGCAUCCCUAACUCUUUAGAAAUUCUGGAUGCAAGCAACAAUUUACUCAGUGAUUUUAAGGUGGACCUGCCUCAUCUUCAGGAACUUUACCUUAAAAACAAUAGGUUAAAAACUCUACCAGAUGCUGCCUUCAUCCCUCACAUAAGGUUUUUGACUAUUAGAGAAAACAAUGUGUUUGGUUUCUAUGAGCACGAACUGGAAAAGUUUCCGGAACUGAAAUUGCUGGAUGCCGGUUAUAACAGUUUUCAAUGCAAGUGUGAAUUCGUUUCCUUUGUACAGUCUUAUCCAAGAAUAUAUAAUAUCUGUAUUGGUUGGCCUGAGAAUUACAUCUGUGAUUUUCCAGAUUAUGUAAAAGGGGAGCGGAUUGGAGUUGCCCAGCUGCAAAUGACUGACUGUCAUUUCAGUACUUUUGUCUCCAUCCUUUGUAUUCUGAUAAUUCUGAUCAUCUUGGUGUCAGCAUUUCUUUGCUACAAGUUUCACGUCAUUUGGUAUAUGCGCAUGACUUUGGCCUGGCUCAAAGCAAAGCGCAAACCUCAAAGGACCCGUAACCAGGCAGUCUGCUAUGAUGCAUUCGUUUCCUACAGUGAACAAGACUCUGAAUGGGUGGAAAAUAUUAUGGUGCACAUGUUGGAGCAAUCAAACCCUCCAUUUAAACUUUGUCUUCAUAAGAGAGAUUUUAUGCCUGGCAAAUGGAUUGUAGACAAUAUUAUUGACUCCAUUGAGAAGAGCUCUAAAACCCUCUUUGUGCUUUCGAAGAAUUUUGUACGGAGUGAGUGGUGCAAGUACGAAUUGGAUUUUUCCCACUUCCGUUUUUUUGAUGAGAACAAUGACACAGCCAUUUUGAUCCUCCUGGAAUCUAUUUCGACAAAAACAAUCCCGGAAAGGUUUUGCAAACUCCGAAAAUUAAUGAGUACCAAAACUUACCUUGAAUGGCCAAAUGAUGAUGAUCAACAACAGUUAUUUUGGUUUAAUUUGAAAAUGGCAAUAAAAGGCUAGGUGAGAAGUUGGUAUGAUACACCCUUUCCAUUAGUUUUAGCAGCACCUCUGCUGUGAAGAAUUUGUUAUGGUUUAGGAUAUACAGUCCAGAGUAGUCCGUUAGCAGGAGGCAAGUGUGAUUCCUUGAACUCCAGACUUUUUUGUCAUCAUGUAUCUUGACUGCUUUUCUCUCGGCAGAAAUAUUGGGGACCUGCAACACUAGCUUUUGUCCAAUUGUUGAUAUUUAUGACAAAGAAGAAAUUAGCAGGGGUGUGUGUAGCAGCUAAAGUACGGUUCUAGCAGAGAACCAAUUAAUUGAGAGAGUGAGAGAAGUGAGAGAUGAAAUUUAUGGAUUGCAUUAAGCCACUUAUUGCUUAACUGUGAUACAUUCAGUAAGAUCUUACCUGAAUUCAUGUACCAUGCUAAACUGUAAAUCUUGAUUUAUAAAUCACAGGGACUACAUAGCACAAUAAGCCAACUCAAAGAAGCCACACUGUGUUUAGUAUGAUAUAUCCAUUGAGCUAACUUAGGUAUGCCAAUUAAAUGAGGCCAGCAGGGGAACCAACACAGAUAGAUUUUAAGUCAUGAUUAAUUAUUUAAAAAAAGCAUCUAUUACAUUAUGUCAGAGUUGCAGAAAUCAAAUCCAAAAAGCACACACAGGUAACUAAUUCAGCAGGAUUCAUUAACUUGUCUUUAUAUACAUUAUAAGACAUUAAAUAAUAUAUACAAUACAAAGAGCAGAGAACAGUUUCAUUUCAGUCCAGAUCAGCAGACAAGUCCAGACUAGUUUGGUUUUAGAGCUGAGCACAGAGCAAAGCCACGCCCAGACUCCUAGCUUAAGUUUCUGUUUCCAAACAGCCCUAAUUGGCUGACUUAGUUGCAAUGCUUUUUCAUUGGCUGACUUUGUUACCAUGUCUCUGCCAGUUCAUGAAUAUUCUGACACAUUCAGUAUUGAACAAGAGCAUAUAUUGUAUGAUGGCUUAUUGUUUAAAUAUUAAACAAGUAUAAAUAUAUUGUAAUGUACAUCAUUUUAUAGUGUUUUAGGAUUUGGUGAUUGCUAAGAGCAAACAACCAUGAUAAUCACUCAAUUGCUAGAUGGCAUUUUAUUGGUUUUUGUUAUCUUUUGAAAGCUCCCUAGAGCCAUUAAGAGAUAGGCAGCAUAUAAAUCAGUUAAAAGCAUAAAAUGAAUAAGUUGUUUAGUUGAAUGUAUCCUAAGAUGAACCACAAGCUAGACUUCCUGUUGUCUUCAGUGUCUGAGAAAAUGACCAGCACAUUUGCAUUAAGAUUCAUUUAUUUUUUGAAGGGCAAAAAGCACUUCCUGGAGCUAUUUUAGUUUACUGAUUGUAAUGUAUGAAAAAUGUAUUUUCUGAUAAGAUUUUGCACUUAUUGAUUUAAAUAAAGUACAUAACUCUUU